GUCCAUCACAUUUAUACUGUAGGCUCACUUCUAAAACCCUAAUCUCGUGUGCACUCUAUCUCGUAACGCCCAAACCUUUGCCUCAUAACGCCCAAACAUUUUAAAUUUAGAGUUUUUCAUUUUUCAGUUCAGCUUGCAUCAAUGGCUGCCAACAAUAAUCCGCCGUCGGGCUUGGAUAAAGAACAGAUCUUUGGAAUGGCGGAAAAGGAGAUGGAGUAUAGGGUCGAGUUGUUCAACAAGCUCACACACACAUGUUUUAACAAGUGCGUCGAGAAAAGGUACAAGGAGUCUGAGCUAAAUAUGGGCGAAAAUAGUUGCAUUGAUCGCUGUGUUUCAAAAUAUUGGCAAGUGACUAAUCUAAUUGGCCAGCUACUGGGUUCUGGUCGGCCUCCAAUGUGAAAUUAAGGCUGCUCUCAUCUGAAAGCCAUUCCGCAUUUGUUACAUGUUAACUUGGCUGGCUAUGAAAGGAGGAACUAAAAUUAUUUUCUUUUGUCUCUUUGUCUGUACCCAACAUUAUGAGUUGAUAUCCAUUUUCUCGUUUGAGAGGGGAAAAAAGGCAGCAUUUUGAAUUUAUGCUGCCUCCUAGUUGCAAGUCUGAAAAAGUAUUUGCUUUUCGUUAAUGAGAGAUCAUUUUUUAGUAGUUCAAAUCUGGUUCUUGCACAUGAUUAAUUUGUGCGAGUAUCCUUGAUACAAAUAAAUGGAUACUGGAAGACAUUCAUAGUUUAUAGUUUAUGAGGUCAUUAUACAAAUUCAUCUUAUCUAGGUGUUUGAGGAUA
Messenger RNA from Carya illinoinensis, 776 nucleotides. Its product is annotated as mitochondrial import inner membrane translocase subunit TIM10-like. Gene Ontology annotation, cellular component: mitochondrial inner membrane. Bases 142 to 399 code for a protein of 85 amino acids. Gene Ontology annotation, biological process: protein insertion into mitochondrial inner membrane. NCBI's taxonomy places the organism in Eukaryota, Viridiplantae, Streptophyta, Magnoliopsida, Fagales, Juglandaceae. The transcript is spliced from 5 exons. The record is from RefSeq and is a predicted model, not a curated record.